AUGCUUUCCUUAAAAAGCUAAUUCACAUUUCAUCUUCAAGUUGUUAUAUUUCAAUGAUAUGAGCACAUUUCUUCCAUGUUGCAGAGCGGGAGCAACCCAAUGGGUGGUACCACUUUCAAAGCAGUUACUACAAGUUUAUUGCCCAAAGUAACACAUAUGAAACAGGAAUGGCCACUUGUGAAGCUUUGGGCGGACAACUAGCUUCUCUGGAGUCUCAAGAGGAAUUCAUGUUUGCGCGUACAAUAGCUUUUACCUUGAGCUUUCACCAGCCUGAUGAAUUCAGCGGUGAUUAUCGGAUAGGCUUAUAUGGAAAUGGCUCACAAUGGACUUGGAGCAACGGAAACAUCAUGGACUCGAACCUAAUCAAUCUAUGGUGUCCAAAUGAACCAAGGAGCACGGAUUCAUUGAGCUACGUUCAGUUUUGGGGUGGUGCUGGUUUUUGCAGAGACGAUAUUCAAGCCAACACAAAGCCUCAAAACCUCAUUUGUGAGGCAUCGGUGUGCACAAUGGAUCCUCCUACGUUGAACAAUGCCAAACGUGGAAUUCGUCUAAUGGGCUUAUUAAGUCACACAGUCCCUGAUUACUCAUGUCCUCCUCGUACAUCUGCUAUCUCGUUUCCCCCGUCCCCGCUUCCGCAACUGUCAUGGCGCGUUGAUUCUGACUUAACGGCCCCACUUACCUCCGCCACUUGCCCGCCAGUCCCAGACCCCGACCCGCGUGCCCGCUUCUGCACCUGCCAAGAAUAAAAAGCAAUCUGUUCAUAUUUGUGUAAUCAAAUUUUUAUCGAACUGCAUCAUUGAUAAGUUGGAUGAUGGAAUCUGGCGGUUUGGAUCUAUUGAGGAAUCCAUUUGCCCAAUAUGAAGAUGCCACAAUCAGAUGAACCAACGCUCCUAGAUCUUCUCAACACGUUCCAUUGGUGGAUUUGGGCUGAAAACUAAACCGUAGACGCACGGUAUUCAGCACAAACUUCGUAGACCGAAUUCAAUAUGAGCUCCAGCUAUUUGAAUAUCAUCGCUACGCCAA
Molecule: messenger RNA, 1023 nt
Organism: Tigriopus californicus
Lineage: Eukaryota; Metazoa; Arthropoda; Copepoda; Harpacticoida; Harpacticidae
Exons: 4
Coding region: 168-746 (192 amino acids)
Source: RefSeq, a predicted model, not a curated record